CACGUCGUCGCAAUAGAGGAGAGGCCAGAGAGCAGAGCUGUGCUGUCCAUUAGAUUAGCUAGGAUCACCACCAAAAAGAAGUCCCCUUUAAACUUCAACUCUCCUUUCUUCAACCCCUCGCGACUCCGACUCAAUUCGACGACUCUGCCUUUUCUUCUACUCAACGAAGCUACAUCUCUUCUUUCGCGGCAUCUAAUUUUAAUAACUCCCCUUUCUUUUCCACAUACACACACAAUAUGUCCGACCAGGUUCAAGAGAUCCUCGAGGUUCCCUCCGAGUUCGUCAAGGACGGAGUUCAAUUCGUGCGACGAUGCACCAAGCCUGACCAGAAGGAGUUCCUACGACUCUGCCAGGCUGUUGGCGUUGGUUUCCUCAUCAUGGGCGCUGUUGGCUACGUUGUCAAGCUGGUGCACAUUCCCCUCAACCACGCUCUCGUCGGUAGCGCAUAAACGAUCACACGAUCAGGCGAUGAAGAGAUUAUGGAUAGUGGCGACUUGACAAUCCAAAAACCCGCACGGCGGGGGUGGACGCGAGGGCGAUCACAACAAUUUUCUUGCUGCGAGUACGUACACUGGGGCGGAGUUAAAUGAAAUUAUGGCGGGCACGCGACACACUUCUUACGCUGGAAUUCGAUCGAGCGCCGUGAGGAUGAGAAGGAUGUGCUUUCACGUCUAAGGCGCGGUUUGCAUGGGGUUGAGAGGUAUCCUUUACAAGACUGCUGGCUAAGGUGACCAAUUGUACAAAAUAUAUCCAAUGUUGUUUCUUGCAAACUUGAUCUAACGCACUCCAUAUGUUGAGUUCUGAUAUAGCUCAGGUUGUUCCUUGAGCAAGUGGUUGACACUCUGGCCCAUCGGUGGUUCUCCUUCAUCAUCCACGUUGUCGUUAUACGAAUGUAGCGUGCAUGUUCCUCUUGCCAUGUUAUACCCAUUCCAAGCAGACGC
Fusarium odoratissimum NRRL 54006 is the source of this 941-nucleotide messenger RNA. RefSeq names its product protein transporter Sec61 subunit gamma. NCBI's taxonomy places the organism in Eukaryota, Fungi, Ascomycota, Sordariomycetes, Hypocreales, Nectriaceae. Gene Ontology annotation, molecular function: transmembrane protein transporter activity. Gene Ontology annotation, biological process: protein targeting; post-translational protein targeting to membrane, translocation. Gene Ontology annotation, cellular component: Ssh1 translocon complex; membrane. The record is from RefSeq and is a predicted model, not a curated record. The coding region runs from base 237 to 449 and encodes 70 amino acids. The transcript has 3 exons.